AUAGGGAAGUUUUGCAGGGGUUACGUUUGCAGUCAGUCCGGUGUUUGCAAAUAUUGUGUGGGCUCCGCGCGCUGCGGGCUGCGGGAGGGUCCGGACCGGGCGUCUGAUUGCCGUGCCAUUGAGUUUGCAUGAAACUUUCACCUGCGCUCGCGGGGAGAGUUUCGGCUCCGACUCCAGACCGCACACCUCCCUGUUUUCCCGACAGCGGGGACUGUCUUUUCCAAACCGACAUGGAUGUGCUCCCAAUGUGCAGCAUCUUCCAGGAACUCCAGAUUGUGCACGAAACGGGCUACUUCUCGGCUCUGCCGUCCCUGGAGGAAUAUUGGCAACAGACCUGCCUGGAGUUGGAACGUUACCUCCAGAGUGAGCCCUGCUAUGUUUCAGCCUCAGAAAUCAAAUUUGACAGCCAGGAAGAUCUGUGGACCAAAAUCAUUCUGGCUCGGGAGAAAAAGGAGGAAUCAGAACUGAAGAUUUCUUCUAGCCCCCCGGAGGACACUCUGAUCAGCCCCAGCUUCAGUUACAACUUAGAGACCAACAGCCUCAACUCAGAUGUCAGCAGCGAAUCAUCUGACAGCUCAGAGGAACUUUCACCCACUACCAAGUUCACCUCUGACCCCAUCAGCGAAGUCUUGGUCAAUUCAGGAAAUUUGAGCUCCUCUGUAACGUCCACGCCUCCUUCUUCUCCAGAACUGAGCAGAGAACCUUCUCAACUGUGGGGUUGUGUGCCUGGAGAGCUACCUUCACCAGGGAAGGUGCGCAGUGGGACUUCGGGGAAGCCGGGUGACAAGGGUAGUGGCGACGCCUCUCCAGACGGCAGGAGGAGGGUACAUCGAUGCCACUUUAACGGCUGCAGAAAAGUUUACACCAAAAGCUCCCACUUGAAAGCACACCAGCGUACUCACACAGGAGAAAAGCCUUACAGAUGCUCAUGGGAAGGGUGUGAGUGGCGUUUUGCAAGAAGUGAUGAGUUAACCAGACACUUCCGAAAGCACACCGGUGCCAAGCCUUUUAAAUGCUCUCACUGUGACAGGUGUUUCUCCAGGUCUGACCACCUGGCCCUGCACAUGAAGAGGCACCUCUGAGGGAGCAGAGGGGUGAUUCCUGUAGGCUAAAAGGCUUCCAGGCUGAGAGAAGGCCGUGGAAGGAGGGAUGCGUGUUCCAGCCAAAGCAUGCCAUUUUGCACCUAUCCAGUUGCCUCCAGGGCCUCUCUUUUGAAGGUCUUUUGAGGGCUAAAAAAGUCAUGUAAGAAGCAGCAUAGCACCCAUGGUGCAUGGUGUUUGGGUGACCCUGGACUCGCCACUGGUACCUAACCUUCUGAGAGGCUCCUGAGCCUUUGCUGUGAGCAUGCGCACUGAGAAUGUUAAUGGUUGGGUUGACUGUAUGUUGAGGAUCUAUUACUGACUGUAUGAUGAGGCAGACUUUUUUUCCCCUUGUAGUAGCAAAACUGCAAGAGAUGGAAACAAAAAGUUGUUUGAAUGUUUUGUGUGUAAGGAGUAUACCAUGAGAUGAGACGACCACCAAUCAUUUCCUGGGGGGUGUCUGCACCUUAGAAAAAAAAA
Molecule: messenger RNA, 1559 nt
Organism: Urocitellus parryii (Arctic ground squirrel)
Lineage: Eukaryota; Metazoa; Chordata; Mammalia; Rodentia; Sciuridae
Gene: Klf6
Product: KLF transcription factor 6
Biological process (GO): regulation of transcription by RNA polymerase II
Molecular function (GO): RNA polymerase II cis-regulatory region sequence-specific DNA binding; DNA-binding transcription factor activity, RNA polymerase II-specific
Source: RefSeq, a predicted model, not a curated record